Messenger RNA from Fusarium pseudograminearum CS3096, 2802 nucleotides. RefSeq lists its product as uncharacterized. The transcript has a single exon. The record is from RefSeq and is a predicted model, not a curated record. Gene Ontology annotation, molecular function: ATP binding; ATP hydrolysis activity. Bases 1 to 2802 code for a protein of 933 amino acids. Lineage: Eukaryota; Fungi; Ascomycota; Sordariomycetes; Hypocreales; Nectriaceae.
AUGGCGCGCACUGCACAAAUAACAAAGGCCAGACGUGCCCGCCGUGACAACAACAAUGCACGCAAUCAAAAGGAGAGCGAUGCAGAAUACAUGGCCCUCAAGAGAGAAGCAGAGCGACGAGAGCGUAUCCUUUCCGACCAGCGCCGAACUGCCUCCAAGUGGCGACCCAAGAUUCCUGAAGUCCGAAAGGUCAACUUUGACAACUUCAAGAACAGAUACCAGGACAUCGACCAACCCGACUAUGCUGUCGAUGUUCUCAUGUCGGGGUCUGGUACCCAGGCUCAGAUUCGUCGCGAGCAUGGUCUUCGAAGACGUGAGGAGAUGGCCCGUCUCCGUAUGAACUGGCUCAACUACCCUAGCCUUGGACUCCUCGAGGGUCCUCAGAAGAAGAAGACCGAUGCAUACGAGAGGGCCAAGCGCGAGAAGAAGGGCGAUGCUGUCCCUGCUUCUGAUGCCGACAUCCAGCGUAUCCGUAUCCAGUCACAGCCUAUCCUCGGUCACUUGACCGCUCUCAUGAACGACACAGAGAAGCGAUCUGCUCCUCGAACCUUUAUGCGCCCCUUCAAGGCCCUCGUUCACUUCCAGCCCAAGAUGAAGGAGAUCCUCAACACCCUUGAGGACAAGUGGGCCGACUUUGAGGAUCUUGCGAGCGAAAGCUCCGAGGCGGUCGAGCUUGAUGUCCCCGAGGUCGAGCCUGAGGUGAUUGACGUCAAGGACAUCAAGGCCGACGGAGCUGAGGGCGAUGCGGAUGACAAGGAUGAGACAGAGUCUCUCCUAUCUGUUGACUCCAACGAGGAUGAGGACUACGACAAUCUCAUGGACAGCCCCGAGGCACUCCGCGACAUGCGCUGCUACGUCGACUUCAUUGACAAGGAAGUCCUUCCUCUCUACAACCGCUUCGAUGACUCAACCGUCGACCGUGUCAAGUUUGACGAUCUCUGGGCCCUCUUCCGCAACGGCGAUCUCAUCUACAUGCCUGCCUCUGGCGAGACCGGCGGUCGAUACCACGAGGUAUGGCGCGUGUACAGGACCCGCAGCCCAGAGCCCGAGACCUCUUAUCCCACAUCUGGUUGGGACUUCUUCGCCGAUGAGCAGCAGAUCGAUGAGAACUCCAAGUUCAAGAUCUCUGCUUACUACAUCGAUCACGACGGAAACAACUUUGGCGCCGUGCGCCGCACCUUUGAGAUUGAGUCCUUCGUUGGAGAGCGAUCUAUCGAGUCCCUCGAGAUCUUCCCCAUCCGCUACCGACAUGACCACAAGCAACUACUUCAGACUCUGAAGGACCAAGGCCGACAGUUUGUGAACUACAUCGAUGACCGCCACCAGCAGUACAGUGCAUGGACACUGACCAGGAACCCUCCUUCCCAGGGCACCGACCCCGAGAAUGAGAUCCUAGACAACGAAAGUUAUGAGAAGAUGCGCCAUCCUGAGUUUGUGGAGAGUGAUGUUAUUGUUGAUCUCACAGAGGCGUAUCAGAAGAUGCCAGACUGGCGACCUCGCUUCCACAGACUCACCAUCAACAAGUCUUCUCGAUGCGAGAUCAAGGAUGACGAGAUGCCCAUCCAGCACUGGUUCAACGGCACACGCCACACCAUGGCUUACUCGCAGAACGAGAUCAUCCAGAACGCCGAUGGCGUCGAGGCCCGACAGCGCAGGGACAACCUCGCUGUCGACGCUUUCCUUCGAGCUCGUGUUAAGGGAAGCCGAACCUUUGAGACCAACCCCAAGGCUCUUGAGCUCCGCGACGAGGACCUCAUCCUUCUCCCCAAGCGUAUGUUUGCAUACGCCCUGCGCGAGCGUCGCUUCCUGCCCAUCGACCUCAACCUUCUCAAGCCCGUGCGACGUGAGCCCGGUGUCUUUGAGAACCUCCGCAUCCAGAGCGACUACAAGGAUGUUGUCCGCGGUCUGGUCAUGUCUCAUUUCCAGAGAAAGGUUCUUGAGCGCAAGUAUGCAGAUGUUGCCACUGAGGGGCCUAGCCAGGAUCUGAUCCAAGGAAAGGGCCGAGGUCUCGUGGUCCUUCUUCACGGUGUUCCUGGUGUUGGUAAGACUGCUACAGCAGAGGCUGUCGCCAUGGAGAACCGUAAGCCUCUGUUUGUCAUUACUUGCGGUGAUCUCGGUCUCACCCCUCAUGCCGUUGAGAGCGCUCUCAAGAACGUCUUCCGUCUUGCGCAUCUCUGGGACUGUGUCCUUCUGCUUGACGAGGCCGAUGUGUUCCUGACCCAGCGAUCCAAGCAGGACAUGAAGCGUAACGCUCUUGUCUCGGUCUUCCUCCGAGUUCUUGAGUACUACAACGGUCUUCUUUUCCUUACCACUAACCGAGUCGGCACCAUCGACGAGGCCUUCAAGUCUCGUAUCCAUCUGUCUCUCUACUACCCUCCUCUGGACAAGACCCAGACCCGCGACAUCUUCCGCCUCAACAUCGGUAAGCUCAAGCAGAUUGAGGCCGAGCGAAGCCGCAUGACAGGCGAGCCCGCGCUGGUGAUCAAGGAGAACGAGAUCAUCGAGUUUGCUUCCAAGCACUACGAGGAGCUUGCUAGGUCCACUGGCUGCUGGAACGGCCGACAGAUCCGAAGCGCUUUCCAGAUUGCUUCCAGUCUGGCGAUUCACAACUACGCGACGCAGACUGAGAUUGCCAUCUCUCGCGGUCAGAGCCCUGCUGCGGCACCUGUUCUGGACAGAACUUGGUUCGAGAAGGUGCAGAUGUCGACACAGAGCUUCGACAGGCACAUGAAGAAAGAGUCUGGCAGCUUUGACAACGACAUGCCUCUUCGAAGCACAUUCCAAGAGAGCAAUUUCGACUAA